Molecule: messenger RNA, 7221 nt
Organism: Penaeus vannamei (Pacific white shrimp)
Lineage: Eukaryota; Metazoa; Arthropoda; Malacostraca; Decapoda; Penaeidae
Source: RefSeq, a predicted model, not a curated record
GUGACAAGUUGUUAUUGUGGCUGAGCGGAGUGAGGAGAGCAGAGUGCACGAUGGCUGUCGGGAAUUUUUGACUAUUUACGUGCUCUCUUCUCUGAAUUUGUUCUGCAUUUAUGAUGCAGAGGAUGGAUAUUCCUGAAGGAGCAGUUGUACAGCCACAUAAAAAGAAGCCUGAGGACCCCCCUUUCCUGACCGUUGGUACUGAGGUGUCAGCCAAGUACAAGGGUGCUUUCUGUGAGGCAAAGGUCCACAAGGUUGUCAAAUCAGUCAAGGUUAAAGUAACCUUUAAACUAGGCUUAGGCUCAGCUGUUGUACCUGAUGACUUGGUUAAAGGUGUUUUGAAAAUUGGAGCCCAAGUCAAAGCGAGCCAUCCAGAUAAAAAUCAGUUUGUAGAUGCCAUUGUGAACAAAAUUCAAGACUGCAGUCAGUAUACAGUCGUCUUUGAUGAUGGUGACAUAACAACACUCCGCCGAACAUCCCUGUGCCUGAAGAGUGGAAGGCACUUUGCUGAGAGUGAGACCCUAGACCAGCUGCCUCUCACACACCCAGAGCACUUUGGCACCCCUGUGGUUGGAGGAAGGCGAGGGCGCAGGUCUAGACCACAUGCAGAUGGUGAAGAUUCUGGAGAAGAAGAUGAUGAUGUCCACAAGAGGCAUCGCUCGAGACGUGAGGAGUGGGAGUCAGAUAUCGGCAAAGUUGUUUGUGUGGAGCUCGGGGACAAGAAAAAGCAGAAGGACAACUGGUUCCCAGGGCUUGUGGUUGCUCCAACAGCCCAAGACUCUGUCAAGAUUGAGACCAAAAAGGACUACCUGGUCAGGUCAUUUCAGGAUGGAAGAUAUUACACGGUACCAAAGAAAGAAGCUUCGCCUUUUAGCCGUGAGGUUGGGAGCAAGGUUUCUCAGAGUGCUCUCAAGACGGCCGUAGAAAAGGCCCUGCUCUUCAUGACAAACGAUGAGCUGCCGCCCCAUUGGGACCGUGACCUUCUCUUUGGCACAAACGUUUCUGACGAUGAUUCAGAUAGGGACGGGUCGGACUCUGACAGUUCUGAUGACGAGCCAAGAGAGGAGAAGGAUCACUUCGUUGCACAGCUGUACAAGUUCAUGGAGGAGUGUGGAACCCCAAUCAAUAGUGGACCAACUGUAGGGAACAAGGACUUGGACUUGUACAAGCUUUUUAAGGUGGUUCAGAAAUUGGGAGGCUUUAAUCGUGUGAUGAAUCAGAACCAAUGGAAAGUUGUGUCCAAUAAAAUGCAGCUUCAGUCUCUGGGCUCUCAGGCUCCCAACCACAUAAAAGCCGCAUAUAAGAGAUAUCUCCAAAGUUUUGAGGACUUUUACCGAAAGUUGGGAUGCACAAUGGUGAGCAACCCACGUGGUUCAAGGACAAGGCACCGCUCGGGUAGAAGCUUGAUCAGGGACUGUGACCGAACACCCAGGGCUUCCAAGAAGAAAGAUAAUGACAGCUGUGAUUCAACAGAAGAUGAGAAUGAGAAAAAGGAGGAAGAGGAGGAGGGCAAGAAAGGAGAGAAAAGAAAAGGGGAGAAAGAUGAGGUCAAGAAAGAGUCUGAGAAGAAGGAGCCAGAAAAGAAGGAAAAUGAUAAAAAAGACAAUGAAAAAAAGAAGGAAGAGUCAAAAAGUUCCAGAAAUGUAAAGCAAGAGAGCAAAUCUCAGAACUCCCCUGAGAGAGAGUCAACAGGAACCAAAGAGAGAUCACGAGAAGCUGCAGGGAGCCGGGAGAGGUCACGGGAGCCAGCUAUGACAAGGGAGCGAUCAAGGGAGCCUGUGGUGAUGCGGGAAAGGUCUCGUGAACCAACUGCAGGGAAGGACAAGUCACGGGAUUCAUCAUCAACUAGCAAAGAGCGGAGUCGCACAGACACUAGUGGGAAGGACCAGGCAGGCGGUGAAGUAGUGGUGAAAGAACGUGCGAGGGAGCCACGUACACCCCGCUCAGAGGCUAAGAACCGUGCAGCCAAGGGGGAGGCUGCAGAGGUAAAGACCCGUUCCAGUGCUAAGGAGGAAAGGCAAGAAGCUACCCCAGAGGUCAAGACACGUUCCAGCACUAGAGAGGAGAGGAAGGAGGAGAAAAAGGAGAAGGAAGUCAAAGAGGAGAGUGACAGCGAAGAAGAAGAGAUUGAAAUGGCUCAAACAAGAUCCUCCAGGCAUCGUGAGGAGAGCCGUGAGAAGGAUGAAUCAACCAAAAAGACAGCCACGCCAACACGUAAAACCAAGAACGAGAGAGCAGCCAUGGCUGUCAUCUGUGUGAAGGCUGAGGAUGACACAGAGGGUGAUGAUGAAACAGCUUCUUCAUCCUCAACUACGCCAACCCCAGUUAGUUCAACACACUCGGGGGCCUCUGUAGCAGCAAGCCCUGCCAGUGAGAAAAAAGCAAACAAAAGCAAGAGCAAAGGCCAGAAGGCAGUGGCAGUUUCAGCAGCAGCACCAAUCACAGCUGAAGACUCUCCUGGGGCCAAGAAAAGAGGGCGCAAGAAGAAGAAUGAGGGAGAAGUGGAGACACCGAUGAUUGACCGAGCAAACUCUCUCCCCUCCAGGGGCAAGGCCCUUCUCCCAGCUCAUGUCCCCGUCAAUGUUGGAGACAAGUUGCGUGUGCUAUAUGGACCCAAUGCCAAAGAAUCAAAAGUGACCUAUGAAGCGAAGGUGCUAGAAGUUGAAGAGGAAGGAAAUGCGCCUAUGUACUACGUUCAUUACCUUGGAUGGAACAACAGGUAUGAUGAGUGGAUACGAAGGCCUUGCAUUGCAGAGAAUCUCACAUGGUCACAGAAUAGGGUUAGGAAGGGCAGAGCUGCAGCAACUAAGGAGUUGAAAGAGAAGAAAGAGAAGGAAAAGGAAGUCAAAGACACCAAGGACACAAAGGAAGCCAAAAAGGAAGAAAAGGAACAGGUCUCAACAGCCUCCUCACCAAAGACAAGUGCUACCAAGCGUGGUCGCCCCCCAGGUGGAAUGCGAGAGCGGCGUGAAAGUGAUCGUAGUGAGCGGAGUGACACUAGUGGCACAAGCAGUGUCUCAGGCCCUAGCACAAGAGCAGCGCGUGAGAGGCAGGUGCAGCAACCAGACAGUCCUUCACCCAGUGAGCAGAGGCGGCCACGCCGCAUUGGAGGAGGAAUAGGAGGAGGAGGAAGCACACUUGAUACGACAGAAAGUGAUAGUGAGGAGUAUGAAUCUGAUGCUGACACUGGCUCUGAAAAGUCCCGCACCAGAUCAAGUACAGAAAAAGCUCCAGCCACGGCCUCUGUAUCUGCUGUAUCUACUCCUGUAUCUGAACCUUCUGCUACUGUAAGUACAGUGUCUGAGAAGACUGUAAAAGAGACACCAGCAAAGGUGCAAGUGAUAGAAGUAAAGGAAGAGAAGGUGGAGCAGGAGCCAUGUGGGAAGGAUAUUGAUCUGAAUGCCAUUAUAUCUGAAAUGAAGGGUUUGGAUAAACCAAUAAAGAAGGAAGAGGACCGUGUUGUUGUGAAGGACACAGCUCCUAGAAUACUAUCCCCAGUGAUGCAGACAUCCUUCACCACACCUGAGAAAAAGACUCCUGAGUUGCAAGCCAAGAAAGUCCUAGAGAUAACUCCUAAAAAAGCAAUCCCUGAAUCUCCAGGGAAGAACAUUACCCAGGACCCCAUGAAACUACUCUCUCCAAAACCUGAGUCUUUGGAGGAUGAUGUAUAUGAAUUCAAAGAGCCAGAGCCUUUUGAUUUUGGGGAAAUUCGUGCUAGGAAAGACACACGAACGAAGGCAAGCAUGGGGGCCUUAGCAUCAGAUGAAGCUGAGGCAGAUACCAAGGUCAAGAAGAAGGGUCGACCAAGAAAGGAUGCGAAGGAAGGAGAGGGUGACAAGACAGAGUCUGACAGUGAUACUGCCCCAAGCCCUCAAAAGAGAAUAAUGCUUCCCAGGGAGGCCAGAGAAUCACCUGUCAAGUGGCCAAUUAGUGAUGUAAAGGAGGUGGCUCCCCAGCCAGAAGUCAGUACAACACCUGAGAAAAAAGAAGCAGUUGCAGUAACCACUAUUAUUUCCCCUGUUCGUAAGGUCUUGAUCAAGAGAGAGACACCAGUCAAGAGUGAACAGGCCACAAUUCAGCCUACAGAGGUCAAGGUGAGUAAGCAAGAAUCACCAAAGUGUCCAUCACCAAAGCAGAAUCAGCAGGAAAUCCCUGCACCAAGUUUGCCAAUGAAAGAACCAGUAAGAAUCAAUGUCACACAAAUAAAAGCCAAGCCUGUGAAUGCCAGCGACAGAGGCAUAGCUAUCCCCAAGCCAAGUGGACCUACAUCUCACUUACUUGCUCAAGCUGUUAUGCCUGUAAUUGAAUCUAAAGCUCUUGCUAAGCCUGUUCCUAAGCCAACAUUUGACGCCAAAGUGGACAAACCUCCACCUGUUAAGAGUGAAGACAAAGUAGAGGCCAAGGUUAUUCCUUUUUCCCAGAGACAGCAACAUAUAUUCCCACAUCUCCUGAACAGGCCAGAGACCAGUGAUAAGGCAAAGGAUGUUCCACAACGAAUUACAGCUUCUGCCAUCCAGUCACCACCAAGGGAUUCUACACCAGUGCUGGAAUCCACAUCUUUAAGCCAGAGUGGGUCAGAUGUGGAGAGAAUCAAGAGGGAAUCCUCAGUGGAAGAGACCAUAGAAGCAGUCAUCAAGCGAGCCCGACAAGACAAGCCAGAGUCAAAGGAAGAUGAUGAUAAGUCGGAAGGGAAGGCAAGUCCAGACAAGAAACGUAGGACAUCAGGGAGAGGAAAGAAGGUUUUGAGCCGUGAGUUCCUCCCAGACACGUCAGAGGAAUCAGACUCCGACGGUAGGCUGUCCAGACCUGAGACAGAGAGAAGGACACGAAGACCCAGACUGGUUGUAGAUGGAGAGCAUGCCAUGAUCAAGCGGGCACAGAGACUGGUGUCUGAUACAGAAAAGAAAAGUGGCCGGAGAAGAGAAGCGGAAGCAUGUGAUGAUGAUGAUGAUGAGGGGGAUGAUGAGGGAGAUGAUGAGGAAGAGGAUGAGGAUGAUGAGGAAGAGGAUGAGGAUGAAGAAACAGAAAAAGGAAUAAUCCCACCACCUGGAAGCCUAAGUAAAGUGAAACUCUCAAGAAGACUGGAUGCUGAAGACCAGAAGGAAGGGGAAGAGGCAGAGGUGGAAGGUAUCCGCCACAUCAGGAAGAAACCACGUGCCUCGGCAUCAGCUACACCCAAAAGGUAUGAGGAAGAGGGCCUGGGUGACCUCCUCUGUGAGGAAACUAUCCCACCUGGUAGUCCCAUGACCCAUGAUGCCAUUACAGCAGAGGCUGAACUGCCCCAGCGGCCAGACAUGAAGCAUGAGAUGCCUUUUGCCAGUGUACCCACUGGAAGCAGCUUUGGGAAGAGAGGGCCUGUGCAACCAGGGGGACCACAGCCACCUUCAAAUCCAACACAGCCUCAUGUGGCACAGUCACAGCCCUCCCCACAGCAUCAGCAGAUGCAUCAGUUGCCCAAACAGCCACAGCCUCAACUUCCCCCACAGCAGAAGCAUCAGAUCUUAGUUCCUCAGCAGAAAAUACAACUUCCCAAAACAGUACAACAGCAGCAGCAACAGCAACAACAACAGCAACAGCAGCAGCAACAGCAGCAGCAACAGCAGCAACAGCAACAACAAAAGCAUGAGCAACUGCACCAUAAGCAGCAGCAGCCACAACAGCAGCAGCAGCAACAGCAACAGCAACAGCCAAAGCAGCAACAGCAGCAGCAACAGCCAAAGCAGCAACAGCAGCAGCAACCACAGCAACAGCCACAGCAGCCAUCCCCAUCACAGCCACAUCCGCAUCAUCAGCCACAUCUUCAUGCGCAUCAUCAUCAUCCAUCUCAGUCUCAACUUCAGUCUCAAUCUCAACCUCAGGCUCAACCUCAGGCUCUUGCUCUUCCUCUCCCACAACUCCAUCAGCAGCAGCAACAGCAGCAGCAACAACAGCAACUGCAUCACCAUCAGCCACAACAGCAACAUAAACCACAACAACCAAAGCAGCAGCAGUUGCACCCACAGCAAAGAACACUACAACAACAGCAGUUGCCUUUACAGCAGCAACAACAACCCCAGCAAUCACCACAGCUUCAGCAGCUACAGCAAGUGCCACAGCAGUCACCACCACCUCAACAUCACCAGCCACAGCUACCACAUCAAUCUCCUAAGCAGCAGCAACAGAUGCCACAGGUACCACAACAACAGCAGUUGCAGCAGUCACCACAACAGUCUCCAACACAACCCCCCUCACAACCACUGCCCCCUGCACAGCAACUUCAAAUCUCACACCAAGUACAGCCACACCAGCAACAGCCAAAACAAGUACAACACCAGCAGCAGUUGCAGCAGUCAAGACCAUUGCAGCACCAGAAAUCCCAGAGUCAGACGUUAGUCCAGCCAUCAAACCAACCAUCUCAGCAGCAGCAGCAGCCAGAGCAUGGUUUCCAGGUGUCACAAGCAGGCCAGCAUCUGAACCAACAGAAGAUUCAGCAUCCACAGCACCAGAAGCAACAGCUGUAUCCUGCAACUCAGUCUGAUCAUCAGCAGGUGCAGCACCAACAGCAGCAGCAGGCUUACCAGCGGUCUCACCUCCAGCAGCAGCAACACUCCCAGCAGCACCAACAGUUAUCCCAGGACCAGCAUCAGCACCCACCUCCCACUCAGCCACACCAGAUAACCCCAAGACUUGGGCCAGGCAUCAGCAGUGCAGUCAUAAGCCCUAACCUUGCUGUUGUAGCAGCUGUGGCAGCUGCAGCGAGCCCAAGAAACUGUGGAGCUGCAGCAGGUGGAUCCACAGCCUCACCCUCAGGUGGGACAGGUGCUACUAGUGCUCUGCCAGGGGCAGGAGCAGCAGCUGGAGCACAGGCACACUCAUCGGCCCAGGCCACCAUAGACAACACGCCACCUACGACGCCUGAAAGCAUUAUUUCAAACAUUUCGGAUUCAGUCAAAGGGGAUAAUGAGGUUUCAAAGCUGGAUGAGUCCAGCAAGUCAGGAAGAGAUUCAUCAGAAGUAGAAUUAGAAAGCCUAGCUGAUAAUAGUAAGAUGGAUCAGUUCUCUGAAGACCCAGACCUGGAUGCUUCCAAAAGGAUAGCCGUACUGCAGGCACGGAUUCAAGAGUUGAAGAGAACCUACAUGCAAGUCAAGACAGAAUUAGCCUCUGUUGAACGCAGACGGAAAAAGCUUCGCAGGAAAGAGCGAGAAAAAGAGACCAAGGCAGAACCCACGUGAAAAGUGGCGUCUU